AUGCGUAGGGUCCAGAUUUUCUCAAUGGGCGCGGACGCGCAAGGUGCGUGCGCGCGCCAAUUCAAAAAUCGGGAUAACCCUAGCUCGCGAAGCACACUGCGCAGUCGCGCACCCCACCCCCAACCUCCAUCUUCUUCUUCUCCUCACCCCAACUGUCAUCACAGCAGCAACACCGGCCGCCGCCGCGCCAUCUUCACCGCCGGCGACUCGCCCUCCCUCAUCAUCACCUUCUCUUCCCCCUCUCACCACCACCCAUUCUCUCUCUCUCUCACUCCUCUCUUCCUCCUCCCGGCCGAACUCCCACCGCGCCACCGUCUCCGCCUUCGCGCAGCCAUCACCGCCUUCCCCUCUCUUUCUUCCCUUCUCUCUUACUCCUCUGACCUCCUCGCUCUCUCACCAUCGCCGUCCCUUCCCCCCCAGUUUCUCGAACCACCGCGCCACCGUUCAUGGCGGUGCCAAUCUGUCUCCGCUGCCCUUGCCCUAUCGAUGUCGGAUAAAGAUGACAGGGAGAUUACUAUCCCCUGGGGUGUUUGGGUGCACGAGAAGCCACCUGCUAGCCGCCGCUCUCGGGCUAGGACUGUCAUAGGGACACCUUCACCACCAGCCCCUGCAGCUGGCCCAUCAUCUUCUACAGCCGCAGCUCCUUCACCAUCUACAGACCCUCCAGCAGCACCCGAGCCUACCUAUCUCCUGGUCCAGCGUCUCUUCCGGUUCUUAGAGCGAGAGCGACACCAUGUCAGACGCCGUUUGGAUCGGAUGGACCAGGCCCUUAUCUCUCUGGGCGCCGAGCUACCUCCGCUUCCCGAUUCUCCGGCCUCCGAUGAGCAGGAUCAUCAGGAGGAGGACGCGGAGGCACCAGCUCAGCAGGAUGCCCCUGACACUACAGAGCCAGCACACAUGGCGGCACCACCUCAGACACAGGAGACUCAGCCGGUCCCACAGCCACAGUCAGAGCCAGAGCCUAUCGUUGUACCUCCCACUGAUCCUCCGGUUUAG
Molecule: messenger RNA, 996 nt
Organism: Arachis ipaensis
Lineage: Eukaryota; Viridiplantae; Streptophyta; Magnoliopsida; Fabales; Fabaceae
Source: RefSeq, a predicted model, not a curated record